UGGUGCUGUACUAGUGCGUUUCUAUGCACAUCUUGUUCUUUUGAGCUCCUGUGCUCAUCAUUUGUAGAUAGGAACUGCUUUAAUUAUGUGAAUCGAUCUUUAUAUGCUCUUCCCGGCCAAGACCUAGUGUUGGAAGAAGGUAGUAACUAUUUUUGCUGUUCUUCAUGGUGAACUCAAGGAGGCAAGAAGGGAGCCCCUUGGACCUGAACAACUUGCCAGAGGAGUACGGGAAGCAAGCGGUGGAGAGCACGACGACCACCGCCACAUCCAGCGCCAACACAGCUAGGAUAAAGAAGAAGAGCAGUGGAGGGAAGGAUGUCGCUGCCAAGGUAUAUGAAUGCCGGUUUUGCUCCCUCAAGUUCUGCAAGUCUCAAGCGCUUGGUGGCCACAUGAACCGGCAUCGGCAAGAGAGGGAGACUGAAACCCUCAACCGUGCCCGGCAACUCGUCUUCGGCAACGAGAGCCUCGCCGCCGUCGGCGCGCAGAUGAGUUUCAGGGAUGCGAAUAUGGGAGGUGCUGCCCCACCGACCGUACUGGGAGGAGGCUUCCGGGGAGGCGUCAACGGCAGCGGCGGCGGCGGAAUAGGCGACUCGUGCCUCCCGUUCCGGCCGGUGCAUCCGCGGCAGUCGCCGCAGCCGCCGUACAAUUGCCUCUACACGGCGCCAUCCACACUUCACCCGAUGAACUACCCGGCGACGUACCCGGGCCCUCCGCGCCAGCCCGCGGUCGACGACUACGUCAUCGGCCACGCGGUCUCUGCCGGCGACGCACUGAUGCAGCAGCCACACCGCGGCAGCUUCUCCUGCUUCGGAGCUCCAUUCACCGCGCCGCUGGCCGCGGCGGCGAACGAGCAGGCCGACAAAGUUAACUGCAACUGCAGCUUCGGCUGCGGCGGCCACAUCAGAAAUAAUAAUGUGAAUGCCUCCUCUUGA
Molecule: messenger RNA, 932 nt
Organism: Phragmites australis (common reed)
Lineage: Eukaryota; Viridiplantae; Streptophyta; Magnoliopsida; Poales; Poaceae
Product: zinc finger protein STAMENLESS 1-like
Exons: 4
Coding region: 165-932 (255 amino acids)
Molecular function (GO): DNA-binding transcription factor activity
Source: RefSeq, a predicted model, not a curated record